Messenger RNA from Heterostelium album PN500, 645 nucleotides. RefSeq lists its product as uncharacterized. NCBI's taxonomy places the organism in Eukaryota, Evosea, Eumycetozoa, Acytosteliales, Acytosteliaceae. Bases 1 to 645 code for a protein of 214 amino acids. The record is from RefSeq and is a predicted model, not a curated record. The transcript is spliced from 3 exons.
AUGAAAUCAUUUGUGGUGGUAGCAUUAUUAUUAUCUUGUAUUUUUAUAAAUUUGGCAUUUGCUGACUACGAAGAUCAUGCAAUUACCAAAGUAACCUAUGGUAGUAUUGUUAAAUUAGGUCACGUACCAACUAAAUUCAGAUUACAUUCACAUAAAGUAUCGUACGGUAAUACCGGUGGUGGUAGUGGUCAACAAUCGGUUACCGGUUUCCCUGACAACGACGAUACCAACAGUCUAUGGACAAUCAAGGCUGCCCACGGUGAAUACAAGCCACAAGGAACCAUCGUAAAGAACGGUGAUACCAUUCGUUUGAUUCACUUGAACACCAAAAAGAAUUUGCACAGUCAUCUCGCUGUCUCGCCACUGACAAAGAACAACGAGGUCAGCUGUUUUGGUGAGAACGGUGAGGGUGACACCGGUGACAAUUGGAAAGUCGAAUUGAUCGACUCUAAGGAGUGGAAUCGUUCUUCAGUCUUUAGAUUACAACACAUCGACACCAAGGCAUACAUGGUUGCCAACGCCAACGCUAAAUAUCAACAUCCAAUCCCAGGUCAAUUGGAAGUAUCUUGUGUCGCCAAAAAGAAUGACGAUGGAAAAUGGAAAGUAGAAGAAGGAAUCUAUUUUGAAGAAAGAGAAGAUUUAUAA